CAGAGAACUCAGCCAGGGCAGGAGAGAGAAGCCAGAGCGUGAUCAUUAAGCUGAAACAUGAAGGUGCUUCUGUUCAUCAUUUUCCCUCUGGUUCUCUCAGCAUCUAUUGAAAAAGAAGAUGCUGAGUUUGACACCCUGCCGCCCACAGAGCCAAAAUCAAGAUUUGCCAUGCUCGACGACGUGAGAAUCUUAGCAAAUGGCCUUCUUCAACUCGGCCACGGUCUGAAGGAUUUUGUCCAUAAGACAAAGGGACAAAUCAAUGAGAUCUUUCAAAAGCUAAACCUUUUUGACAAAUCUUUUUACGACCUCUCCAAACAGACCAACGAAAUCAAGGAAAAGGAGGAAGAGUUAAAAGAAACCACGUCCAAACUCCAAGCCAACAAUGAUGAACUCAAAAAUAUGUCUCAACAAAUUCACUCUCAAAUUGAAAACCUGCUGCAGGACAAGAGUAAGCUCCAAAGCAAGGUCGGGAAGCUGGAGGAGAAAUUGACAGAAAUAGCUCAGGGUACCCAAGAAGGAGCCGACCUCAAAGAGGUAGAAUCACUGAAACAUUUCGUCGAGCAGCAAGAUGUUAAUAUACGCCGCCUACUGAAAGUCGUUCAAGAGCAGCACGUGCAAUUAGAUCACCAAAAUGGACAAAUCAAAGACCUGGAACAUAAGCUUAUCAACACUGGUUUCCAUGAACGUCAAAUCACUCCAAGACAAGCUGCUUACCGCCCAACAAACUCAACGGAUCAAAAAGUAGAAGAAAACGAUAAUGCCCGGGACUGCAAUGACAUCUAUAACAGAGGAGAUCGACUGAGUGGCAUUUACGCUAUUAAACCCAAUGGAAGUGAAGAAUUCUAUGUGUUCUGCGAAAUAUCCCAAGACAACGCAUGGACAGUAAUCCAGAAAAGGAUGGAUGGAUCUGUGGAUUUUAACCAAACAUGGGAAGAUUACACAAAUGGCUUUGGUGACCUCACAGGUGAGUUUUGGCUGGGCCUUGCGAAGAUCUAUGCCCUCGCUCAGGAAGCGGAUUAUGUUCUUCAUAUUGAGCUCCAGGAUUGGAAAGACAACAAGCGCUACAUAGAGUACAUUUUCACCUUGGGGAAUGAAGACAGCAAAUAUGCACUCCAAUUACUGCAGGUGUCUGGAAACAUUCCCAGCGCUCUACCUGAACGCACACCGCUCUUAUUCUCUACAAGUGAUGAUAAUGCCAGUGACCUGAAGUGUCCGUCUGAGUCUCAAUCAGGCGGAUGGUGGAGCACAACGUGCAGUGGAACAAACCUAAAUGCCAAGUAUGUCAAGCCAAAAUCAAAGUCAAAAAUGGAAAAACGCAGAGGGCAAGGGCUGUACUGGAAACCAGAGAAGGGGAGAAUGUACUCACUCAGGUCGACAAAAAUAAUGCUCUAUCGUACAGACCUGGAGCACUUUGAUUAGCCAUCGUUACUCACGUCGCUACAAAACAGGAAUUCAAAAAAGGCUCAAGGGAAAAAUAUUUUAAAACAUGCUAUUUUUCAGAAAAAACAGUUCUAACAAAAUGUAAUGAUCGGGUUACAGACCACACACAGUGACAAUGCUGAAUCGAGAUGGGUCUCAGAUACAUUAGCUUUGAACUGGAUAAAUACUAGAAGAGCAUAUUAAAAAUAAAUAUGUACAGCUAGAAGACUAGAUGAUAGCAGGUAUAUAUUUAAUUAAAUCCAAGCAAAGUUUUGAACCUCACAACUUUUAUUAUCAUGCUCCUCUCCCAGCCUCUGGAUGACCGAUGUUUAGUUCUCAUAUUUAACACUGCUGCCUUUUCUAUACGUGCAUGAACUUUAUAUAUAUAUUUAUUAUAAAACUAAACAUGGCUAUUAUACAAAUUAUGCCGAAUGAAUAUAAUAGAAACAGACUCUGGAGGUUAUGUAUUCAGAUACGAAUAAUUACCACAUCACACUUUUUUAAGGAAAAUAAAAUGACAUAAAUUAAAGCAAUGUAAAUAAAUUUCGAUCUGAUUAGUGCCACCAGCUGUACCGUGCUCAAAGCUGAACAUUUUUAUUAUCAAAUAAAGGAAAAUGUCAUGUUAAAUCCCUUAAAAUGAGAGCACAGUAUACAUAAAUGUACACAUAAGAUAAUGAAGAUAUCAUACAAAUUAGUGCCGACCAGAUAUUUCCUAUGGAUGGCCACAGAUCAUCCAAAGGAUUUUUUUGGGGUGCAGUUAAUCCAAUUAAUAUUCCUUAGCCUAUUCUUGCUGUGAUCCAAAGUUGGACAGCUCAGGAAGAAGUUCACUCACACAUUAGUUGAGCUUCAUCAGAUGGGUCUGGGCUUCGGGUGCCU
Molecule: messenger RNA, 2295 nt
Organism: Pelobates fuscus (common spadefoot toad)
Lineage: Eukaryota; Metazoa; Chordata; Amphibia; Anura; Pelobatidae
Gene: ANGPTL3
Product: angiopoietin like 3
Exons: 7
Coding region: 58-1419 (453 amino acids)
Biological process (GO): phospholipid catabolic process; triglyceride homeostasis; phospholipid homeostasis
Source: RefSeq, a predicted model, not a curated record